AUGAAGUUCACGGCAUCUGCGCUCGCUCUUAUUACUGGCCUCGGAGUUGUUUCUGCCAACCCCCUUCUCCAAAAACGGGCCUCAGCGAGCGAUAGCGCACCUCUAGGCUAUGCUACACUCAGCGGAGGUACCACUGGUGGUGGAUCAGCGACUCCCGUCACUGUGACCACCCUCGACGAGCUGAAGGCAGCGGUGACUGGCAACAGUGCCAAGGUUAUUAUUAUCUCUGGCUCCAUCACCGGUAACGAGGUGGUCAAAGUUGGAUCCAACACGUCUGUUCUAGGAAAAUCAGGUGCUGCUUUGAAUGGUGUCGGUUUGCGCGUCCUUGACGUUUCAAAUGUCAUCAUCCGUAAUCUCAAGAUCAGCAAGGUACUUGCCGACGCUGGAGAUGCGAUUGGCGUGCAAGCUGCCAACCGUGUGUGGAUCGACUCCCUUGAGCUCUGGUCCGACAAGGACCACAACAAAGACUAUUAUGACGGCCUUCUUGAUAUUACUCAUGGUUGCUACGCCGUUACCGUGACCAACAGCUACCUGCAUGAUCACUGGAAGGCCUCUCUCGUGGGACACUCUGAUAAUAACAAGAGCGAAGACCUCGGGAUUCAAGUUACCUAUGCAUACAACAAGUGGCAGAACUUGAACUCACGCACUCCCUCUUUCCGCUUCGGCCACGGUCACAUCUUCAAUAACUAUUUCCUGAACAACCAAGACGGUAUCAACACCCGCGUCGGUGCAGAGCUGCUCGUUCAAAACAACAUCUGGGAAGGUUGCAAGAACUCUGUUUACAGUACCGAUAAUGGCUAUGCUAACCUCAGUGGGAAUGACUAUGGCGGAAAAGCCGCCACUGCCUUAACCACUACUUGGAGCUCAGUUGGCUAUGGCUACAAUCUAAAGGAUGCAAGCGAGGUUAAGGGCUAUGUAGAAUCCGUGGCUGGUGCCAAGCUCUCGUUCUAA
Rhizoctonia solani is the source of this 951-nucleotide messenger RNA. Its product is annotated as pectate lyase. Lineage: Eukaryota; Fungi; Basidiomycota; Agaricomycetes; Cantharellales; Ceratobasidiaceae. Bases 1 to 951 code for a protein of 316 amino acids. The record is from RefSeq and is a predicted model, not a curated record. The transcript has 6 exons. Gene Ontology annotation, molecular function: pectate lyase activity.